AUGGUGCACGGCGGGGCGACGGGCGGCGCGGGCGGGGAGGAGGGCCGAGGCGGGAGUGCGGCGCGGGAGAAGCUCGCGAAGCGGGCGAAGAGGAUCAAGGAGCGGCUCGGAAAGGACAGGAUCGCGAAGCUGAAGGAGAAGGCCGACAGGCGGGGGAUCGUCUAUAUGAGCCGCAUUCCGCCGCACUGCAAGCCCCACAAGAUUCGCCGGCUGCUGGAGCCGCACGGAGAGAUUGGACGGAUAUAUCUCGCGCCUGAGGAGGAGCACAAGCGCCAGCGGCGGCUCAAGUCGAACAAGACAACCGCGGGGAAGCUCUUCAGCGAGGGCUGGGUGGAGUUCGAGGACAAGCGGGAGGCGAAGGCUGCCGCGGCGCUGCUCAACGGGCAACCGAUGGGCGGCAAGAGCCUGAGCAAGCACCGCUACGACCUGUGGAACCUCCGGUACCUCCCGAAGUUCAAGUGGGACCACCUCACGGAGGAGUUGUCGUACAUGGCGCGCGUGCGCGAGCAGCGUCUCGCCCGCGAGGUGUCCCUCGGGAAGAAGGACCGCGACUUUUAUCUGCAGCAGGUCGACAAGGCGAAGAUGGUGGCCGCGAUGGAGGAGCGGCGCGAGCGGCGCGCGGGAGAUAAUUCGAAAGGGGCCGGGGCGGCGGACGCGGGGGCCGGGGCGGCGGCGCGGCCGGCUGUGGCGGAGAGGCACUUUGGGCAGCGGCGGGCGAAGGAGGACGAGGUGGAGCGGGGCGGGAAGGGGGCGCGGGUGUCGAAGAACCUGCUCCAGAUGCUGUCCGGGAAGGAUUGA
Molecule: messenger RNA, 798 nt
Organism: Pedinophyceae sp. YPF-701
Lineage: Eukaryota; Viridiplantae; Chlorophyta; Pedinophyceae
Source: the annotation of a GenBank genome assembly